Messenger RNA from Periconia digitata, 1927 nucleotides. The record is from the annotation of a GenBank genome assembly. NCBI's taxonomy places the organism in Eukaryota, Fungi, Ascomycota, Dothideomycetes, Pleosporales, Periconiaceae.
CCCAUCAAUCUGUAUCGGACAGUCUGAUUCAUAUUACUCGGAUAAAAUGGGUCAGGGACCUUCUUCUGGAGGCCCUCCGCCAACUCUCGAACAGCUCAAUCGCACCCUGGCGCAGCGCUUUGCGCAAAAGUCUUACACACCUCUCGAGCUCUACUGCUUCAAUGACGUCUUCCGCUCACUCGCAGACACGCAGUCCGGGGUCAAGUAUUGGAGCGAAUCCACAUUAUGUCGCUUUCUCGAGUUGCCAGACGCUUUGGGCGUGGGACCCGUCAUCUUCCACAUGGCUAGCUUUUUGGGCGCCUUUCCGUUUCCGAGCCAGGCUCCGGCAAUCCUGACAUAUGAUGCCUUGCUCAAGGUCGUGACUAUCUUGACGGAGCGUUAUGGUUCGGUGCUCAAGAAACGCAAUCGCGAGCUCUGGUUGCGUGAGCUGUAUCGAAGUCUCUCUGUGUACGACAAGGGCGUGCGGUCGAGUGUUGAAGACAAGGAGAAAGAGCUGGAUGGUAAGAAGAAAAUGCCGACCACUGGAAACCAGCAGGGCUUUGCGGUUGAUGCACCCGAAGAUGGAGAUGACGAAGAGGAAGAUGAUGAGUUGGUCCUCGCGGCCCUGGACUCCAUGGAUGCGAUCGAAGUGUUCAAGCAUGGAGAGCAUUCGGACGUCCACCACUCCAUCAUACCGACCGACAAUCUCUUGAAGCUAGUCGAGCUUCUCUUGCUCAUCGCUCCCAUGGACGCCCAGGAGAGUCUGUCGUCAUUCGCUGGCAAAAUCACCGAUGAGCGCGUAGAAGAUCUCAGGCGGACGGCAAACAUCAUAUUAUCUUCAUUCGGUGUAGAGAACAACCCCGGGGUCGACUACCGCACAUUCACCACGGUCGUCUCCACAUGCCUGCCCUACCUCUUUGACGGACUCAACCCUCUCUUCGAGCAUUUCCUCUUCGCCAAAAACCUCGACCUCUCCAAACGCAAACCAACCACCGACACCACACCCUCGGAACCUCCACACCCAACCCCCAUCGCAGACCCCGAACCCAUCCUCAGCGACCCCAGCGAAAUCCUCACCCACACCACCCUAACCCACCUCUCCUUCUUCAUAAAAGGCAGCAACCUCUUCCGCCGCCUGCGGCCCCUCUACAGCGGCAACACGCACGGCUUCAGCAUGCGCGCCUUCGAAAAACAAGUCUUCAACUGGCGCGCCCCAACCAUCCUCCUCGUCUCAGGCCGCCUCCUCCCAUCCACCCCAUCCAGCACCCGCGAACGCGCCCUCGCCGACUCCCUCCCCCCGCAGCGCCACCCCUCCAGCAUCCCCACAAACUCCCCCCAAUCCGCGACCCUCACAUACGGAGCAUACAUCCCCUCGCAGUGGAAAACCACCCCCAAAACCCCCUUCGGCGACACAGACACGAAACUCUUCCAGCUCUCCCCAACCCACGACGUCUUCCCCGCUUCCGCGUAUAGUAAAGACUACAUCGCAUUUACCCGCUCCUCCUCCUCUUCUUCUUCUUCUUCUUCUUUCUCAGGCAUAAACUUCGGCUCCCCUAUCCCCCCCUCUUCCUCCUCCUCUUCUCACACUACCUCCACCCCACUGAAACGUCUAGGCCCAAUAUCCCUCUCCCUAGACGACAGCCUCGAAUUCGCAAUCUUCACGCACAUAUCUUCUUCUUCGCCAACCGGCGGUUCCUUUACCCCUUCGUCCCUACCUUCCCGCCGCUCCGCCUCGUUCCAGGACCGCUUCGAGAUCGACGAGCUCGAGGUGUGGGGGUGCGGCGGGGACGACGUGGCCGCGGCGCAGCGCCGCGAGUGGGCGUUUGAAGCUAGGGAGGCGGAAGCACGACGGAGAAUUAAUCUUGGGACGGGGGAUGUCGAGGCUGAUCGGGAGUUGUUGAAGAUGGCUGGGUUGAUUGGUGGGGGGAGGAGUGGCGGGAGUGUUUAG